This is a messenger RNA of Corticium candelabrum, 1119 nucleotides long. RefSeq lists its product as uncharacterized. The transcript has 3 exons. NCBI's taxonomy places the organism in Eukaryota, Metazoa, Porifera, Homoscleromorpha, Homosclerophorida, Plakinidae. Gene Ontology annotation, molecular function: GTP binding. The record is from RefSeq and is a predicted model, not a curated record. The coding region runs from base 1 to 954 and encodes 317 amino acids.
AUGGAAACGAGAGCAAAAUCACGAGACAUUUUAGUGAAUCAUCUCGCCGGUUGUGAAGCUGUUUGCAAACCUCCGGAGCUGGAUGAAGUCAACGAGCGCAUUGCCGAGCAAGUCGAGAAGAAACAAGCUUCAGACAGUAGAUUAGAGAAAUUGGAAAAGAAAUUAGCGAGGCACCUUGCACAAGAAAAAGAGAGAUCGGCUGAGGCUGAACUACGACUAGAACAGGAGAUGAACGAUAUUCUUAUGAAGCGAGCAAGACAAAAGGAACAGAAACAAGAUACAGACAUAGUAGGGACAGUCGUGAAAGCUGCUGGAGAUUGGAGUAAGCACUUUCAGUCUGUGGCGACGGCCGAGAAGAAAAGGCAGAACAACCGGCGCACGGUCGUGCUGAUCGAUAGGACGGGAAAUGGGAAGUCAACCUGCGCCAAUGUCAUUGCGGGUUGUAACAGUGACGAUCCCGAACAACAGCUCUUCAGAGAGAGCGAUACAGCCGCUAGUGAAACGAAAGUCAUUAUUCAGAAGAAGAUACGUGUCACGUGGAAUAAAACCGUAUACGAUUUGAACAUAGUUGACACAAUUGGGCUCGAAGAUACCUCAUUGUCUGAAGAGCAAGUGCUGAAACGUCUAGCAAAAGUUUGUCAUACGUGCAAGGAAGGAUUGAAUGCUGUCCUUUUUAUAGUCAAAGGUAGACUGACAAAGGAAGAAGCUGACGCAUGGGAUAUCAUUUGGAAAGUUAUUUUCACUCCAGAAAUCUGUAACUGGACGACAGUGAUCCGAACCAAUUUUCCCGCAUUCAUGAAACCUGAGAGGGUUUCUGCUGAUAUGGCUGCUCUGAAAAAAGACGAACCAGGCGACAGAGUCAUGUCAAUAGUGAAGAAAGUACUGCACAUUGACAAUCCAUCGCUAAUUUACCCAUACGCACAGAAACACGUGCCUAGUCACGAGAUACGCUGAUAGCAAAAAUUGCUCUCUCUGACCAAGUUUACAAACCGGUAGAGUUAGAUCAAGUAAAUGAGUGCAUCUCGACUCACAUGGAAAAACAGUCUGAAGCAGACAAGAAAAUAGAAAACCUGAAGGCGGAUUACGCAAAGGAACGAAACGAAUUAGAGAAAGCUCGCA